AUGCCUCCGGGGACCCUCAUGACGGAGCCACUCGAUGACUUGAUUGCUCAGGGCUCCCGGCACGCGCCUGCGCCGCGUCGCACCGCCGGGGCGCGGGCCGCGAGCAGGCGUCAUGUCAAGGAGGAGCCGCCGCGGAAGAAGCAGGCCAGCAAGGCCCCCGCCGCGGCGCCAGCAUCGCCAACGCACAUCCCAGACCUUGACGACUUCGACAAGGAAUUCGACGACUUGAUCGGGUGCAGCCAGGGAACGGACGCGGGGACGCCGCUCGGGACGCCCAGCAAGGAGGCCAGGGAGGCCAAGCGGUACGAGACCUACCUGGCGAGGAUGGAGAAGAAGGACAAGCAGCGCCAGAAGACCGCGAAGGCGAUCGAGAAGGAAAUCCAGCAGGAAGAGAAGGAGAAGAAGAAGACCGACCGGGAGUGGAAGGCGCUCAAGCGCAAGCUCAAGAGGCAGAACCGGGAGCGUAUCGCGCAGCGCAAGAAGCGCGCCGCCGCAGUGUACCGCAGCACCGUCGGCGACGUCAGCCUCGUCCGGCCGAGCCCCGUGGACCCCGCGAUGCUCGCCCCGAAGCCGUCGAACGCCCUCAAAGACAUUGCCACUGUUCUGCCUGACGUGGCGCUUCUGGCGGACCUGCGGAAGCACCUCCCCGAGGGCUGCGCGGACGUGAGCGACGCGGCGCUCACGGAGGAGGCCAUCGCGACGGGAUUCCUCGCGCGGCACUACCACACGGCCAACAAGUGCUCGCGCGCCGUGAUGGACGUCCUGCUCGACGCCGCGGCGUUCGCGCUGCCGCACACGCAGCCGCUCGCCGAGCACGCCGUCAAGACCAUCACGCAGAUUCUUACGUCGCACAAGGGCCGCGCAGCGGCGCCGAACGCCGCCCCCACGGCCGGGCGCAUCGUCCGCAUCCUCCAGGCGCUCGGCUACGCGUACGGCGGCGACCCGCAGGACCAGCCCGCCAUCGAGGACACGAUCCUCGGCUCCCAGGCCGGUGGCGAUGACGGCCCGACGUGCACUUUGAACAACGUGGCGCGCGUGCUGCGCUUCGUCGCGGCCGCCGCGCACAGGAUCGAGUUCCCGUCCGUGGACGACGCGGCCGCGCUGCUCGCCGCGACGAUCCGGCUGCGGUGCGCGCCGCAUCACGAGCACUUUAGCCAGGAGCGCAACUCGGCGCUGAACGCGCUGCUAGACACGCUGUUCGACCCGCGGGCGUACGAGCGGCGCGGGUCCGGCGGCGGGGUCGCGGCGGGGCACCUGGCGACGGAGAAGGAGCUGCAGGAGGUCGCGGACCGCGUGUGCGCAGAGGUCUGCCAGGGCCCGUCGCACGCGUGCGUGGUCGCGUGCGUCCGCGCGCUCCCGCUCAAGCCCCGCGUCCGCAACGGCGACGACCCUGACGCCCCCUGGGCCGCGUGCAACCAGACGCGGGUCCUCCGCCGCCGCAUGGCCCUCUGCGGCAUCGCCGGCAUCCUCGGGGCCCCGCUCCCGCAGACCAAGGCCCGCGCCGACCCCGUGCACGUCGCGCUGACGCUCCUGGGCGACGGCCGCGAGCUGGCGCGCCGCGCCGCGGACCGCGAGGGAGGGAUGGACGCGUGGAAGCUGCACAGCCUGCUCGACCUGCUCUACGUGCUCACGGAGACGCAAGUGCAGCUUAUCUCGCGGCCGCACAAGGCUGCGGACAAGGAUCUGAUCACGGGCUUCCUCCGAGGCGUGGCGGGGUUCUCACAAAUGGUCGGGCGCAACGAGCCCGUCGCGCUGGCGGUGCGCAUCGUGCUGGACGACUUGCAGGGCAAGGUGAGCCUGGGCGAGACGGCGCUGCCGGGGAUGGAGCUGGAGGAGGCGAAGGUGGCGGACAGGGACGCGGUGCUUGUGGAGUAG
Molecule: messenger RNA, 1875 nt
Organism: Pedinophyceae sp. YPF-701
Lineage: Eukaryota; Viridiplantae; Chlorophyta; Pedinophyceae
Source: the annotation of a GenBank genome assembly